AUGGCACGCGCCAUGACAGGGCACCCUCGCGCUCGCCCUAGAUUGGCAAGUUGCUUGGCCGUUCUGACCGUUGCGUUCCUUUUGACUGCAGUGCCCACCCUGGCGCUGCCACCCACCUUGACGCAGUUCGGGCUCGACCUCUCUCUUGACCGUGUUGAACUGGUGUUCUCCGAGCCGGUGAACAUCUCCACGUUCGACGCAAACGCCUGGUUUUUGACAUCGAACGCCACGACCAACGAAGAACAGCUCUACCUGACAGAUGGCGUCAUCAGCUCGCCGGAUGGUGGCACAACCUUGUAUCUCAACCUCAGCACUGCCACAGUCGAUGGGCUGGCGUCGCGUGAACAGUUGGGCCGCACCACGCAGUCAACCUUCGUCAAUGCAGACAAUGCUGGUGUGACGGACUUGCAGGCGGAGGACUGGCAGACGCUGGCACAAGGAAAGCCACCCGAUUACAUCGUUCCCGACAUCGAAGGUCCAGUCAUAACAUCAGCAACCCUGAACAUGUCCAAUGGAGACGUGUUCUUCGCUUUGUCCGAAACUGUGGACGAGACGUCAUUUCUUGCAACUUGGGCAUCAAUCCUGUGCUUGGAACGAGCACAGUAUGUGACCACAGUGAAGGCGAAUGUUACCACGGUGACAACAAGGCAAGGACGAGCUACCAUCAGCGCCCGAGACUUGAACGUGCUGAAACUUCUGCAGUGCGCGACGAUCGUGCUGACGACCGUGGUCAACGCGUUCGACGACCAGUUUCAAAAUGCGCAUGAAGCUGCAAACGUAACGAUGUUCACGUUCCCAGACACGACCAGCCCGGAGCUGACGGCGUUUGACCUCAACAUGACGUCUGGCGAGCUUGUGCUUGAGUUCUCAGAGCCGGUCCUUGCAUCGUCGCUGGACCUUUCUGCUCUGGUCCUGGCCAACGACACGGACGCUGCCUUUGCCGUGCGCACUGCGCUGGACAACGGCACUGCCUCUGCUGUGGAUGGCACUCAGCUGCGCAUCACGCUCUCUGUGAGCGUGGUUGAUGCCAUCAAGCUUGCUGCCAACACUGCGCAGGCUGCCGCCGCCACCUUCCUCGACGCAAGCGGCGCGCUUGUCGCUGACAUGGCCGGACAGCCCUCUGUCGCUGUGGCUGCGCUGCCUGUGCGGGUGCUCGCGCCAGAUGCUGUUGCGCCCGUGCUUGUGUCCUAUGGCGUGCGCAUGGACCAGGCCCGCCCGCCCAUUGUCCUGACGCUUGUGUUCUCCGAGCCUGUGGAUGUGGGCGCGCUCAACCACACUGCCCUUGUGUUCCAGUCCAACGCGACAGCAGCCACGUCUGCGGAGUCUUACCGCCUGCAGCACGCUCCAGCCGCUGUUGUGCCCAGCAGCAGCCAGCGCCAGGUGGCGAUUGAGCUUGCCACGGGCGAUUUCCUUGCGCUGCGGGAUGCUGCUGGCCUUGCUGUGCUGAUGCGCAGCGCGGCCACCACGUACCUGCGCUUUGAUCCUGUGCUUGUGACAGACACCAUUGGCUCGAGCGUGGUUGGCGUCUCCGCUGUUGACGGCGCUGUGGCUCCGAGCGAGUACACGGUUGACCUUGUGCCGCCGCAGCUCAGCGCGUUUGACGUUGACAUGGAUGCUGGAUUUGUUGUGCUGCGCUUCAGCGAGGACGUGAACGCGAGCAGCAUCGCUGUGGGUGCGUUUUCCCUUGUUGCCGCGCGUGGCGCGAACGUGACUGCGGAGGGUGUGACUUUUGAUGCCGCCCUUGAUGCUGCGAGCAGCACAGGCAACGCCACCCAGGUGCGUAUUGACCUGAGCGUGUCGACGCUCAACCGCGUCAAGGCUGACGCUGGCCUUGCUGUGAGCCGCAGCACGUCGUUCCUGGCUGUUGCGGCAGGUGGCAUUGCUGACUUUGCUGGCAACAGCAUGCGGCAGGUUGCCUCUGCUUCUGCCGUGGCUGCGGUCAGCUAUGUCGCCGACGCAACUGGCCCUGUGCUGCAGAGCUUUGCCCUCAACAUGACCUCUGGUGUGCUGCGCCUCACCUUUGACGAGGUUGUGGCCAGGGCAACGUUUGAUGCGACGCAGGCCCGCCUGGUCAACGCCGCCACGGGCGCGACUGUGGCUGUUGCGCUGGAUGCGGUGGCUGUGGACGCCCCAGCCGCCAACAGCACGACCCUUGGCUUCACCCUGACCCAGGCUGCCGCAAACGAGGUGCGUGCCAGGACUGGCCUCGGAACGACGGUGGACAACACGUACCUGCAGUUGCUGGCAGGUGCCAUCCGCGAUGCGGCCGGCAACGCAAACUUGCCCGUCACAGCCAACGCAACACAGGUUGUGCAGGAUGCCCUGCCCGCGCGCCUGCUCGCGCUGUCGCUGAACAUGGACAGCGGCGUGCUGAGCCUGUCGUACAGCGAGCCCGUGCAAGCCCUCACGCUGGUGCCUGCUGCCAUCACGCUUGCCCGCGCUGCCAACAGCACAAGCACGUACACGCUGGCACACAGCACGGUUGUCACCUCCGGCUACACGCAGGUCGUCGACGUGGCGCUUGGUGCUGAGGACAUCACGGCGCUGAAGCUGGCGGGCAUUUGCCUGUUCCAGGACGCGUGCGCCGUGUCUGCCAACGGCACCCUUGUGCAGGAUGCCACUGGGGCAUUUGUGCCUGCUGUUGCGGAUGCGGAGAUCAACGACGUGUUUGUGGCUGACCAGACAGCCCCGGCGCUUGCCGACCGCGGCUUCUUGUACUUUGACCUGAACAACGGCACAAUUGCGCUCAGCUUCACAGAGGUUGUGAACGUGACCUCUGCGCGGCCCACGCGCAUCACGCUGCAGUCGUUCUUCGAGAGCCCAGAGGCCAGCUACACGCUGACUGGCGGCCGCGUGCUUGGCGGCUACCACAGCGGGCCCGGCUCGACGGUUGUGCUCAUUGCCCUUUCCACCAGCGACCUCAACGCUGUCAAGGCUCCUGCUACGUGA
Molecule: messenger RNA, 2949 nt
Organism: Salpingoeca rosetta
Lineage: Eukaryota; Choanoflagellata; Craspedida; Salpingoecidae
Exons: 1
Coding region: 1-2949 (982 amino acids)
Molecular function (GO): hormone activity
Source: RefSeq, a predicted model, not a curated record